AUUUAACGUCCACCAACCAUAUACAACGUUCGCGGGCGAACGUUUCGAACGCCGGCGUUCGAAAUUCAAAAAUAUAAAUAUAUUUUUAUUGUAUUUUUUUUUUUUUGAUUUUGUGCUUCUUUGUGGUUGUGUUUUACGAAAUGUUUAUAAUUGGAUUGUUUUAACAGAUAAUUUAAUUUUGGAUGUACAACAAUUCACAACAAUGCAUCAAAUAAGUGUAUACAACAUUGUCUGCCUCCUGGCUUUGGCGUUUUCAACUUACGCUAAAGAAAUCAAUCUUCAAGCAGAUAUUGAAACCACAACACUUUAUGAAACAAAAGCAGUGGCUUUAGAGCAGAUGACAAACUAUAGCUUACCGCAUCUAGUUGAGAAUAUUAGUUCAAGUGAUGUAUCUAUAAACUUCGGUUCUAACCAAUCAAAUGAAAGUACAGAAUCAUCAAACGUUAAAGUCAUAGAAAACAAUGAACAAAUAAAAACACCAGAAAGCGCUUCAAAAGUAUUGUUUCCAUCAGUAUCAAACGUUCCAAGCAAUAAUUUUAAAUACCAAACGAAAACCAGAGAAGAGAAAACGGAGAAAGAAGCUGUUAAUAGUGUUGUAAAAAGGAGACUAAUGAAGCAAUUGAUAGAAAAAAAGAAUGAUAUCAGGGCUCACGUGCAAUAUGAUGAAGUGACUGGUGAAUUAAUUGGUGGUGAUCAUCCUUGUCACCGAGAAUGUAUGGAAGGAGUGGAACCAAUGAUUUGUUACUACCAUUUCAACUUAGAGUGGUACCAAACUAUGAGUAAGGCGUGCUACAAUUGUCCAUAUAACGCAACGGACUGCAAGAGAUUGGAUUGUAUACCUGCUGAUGGGAUUAAUAGAGCGCUAAAUGUCGUUAAUAGGAAAAUGCCUGGACCUGCUAUCGAGGUGUGCCAACAUGACAGAAUAAUAGUGGACGUAGAAAACGAUUUGAUGACGGAAGGAACGACAGUUCACUGGCACGGACAACAUCAGCGAGGAACACCGUACAUGGAUGGAACGCCAUACGUCACUCAGUGCCCAAUUUUACCUGAAUCUACAUUUAGGUAUCAAUUCAAUGCCACACACCCUGGGACACAUUUUUGGCACUCACAUUCUGGAAUGCAGCGCGCGGAUGGCGCAGCGGGCGCUCUCAUUAUAAGGAAGCCGAAGUCUCAAGACCCGUAUGGACAUAUGUAUGAUUAUGAUAGAUCGGAGCACGUAAUGAUUGUAACGGACUGGAUACACGAGCUCUCCGUCGGAAUGUUCACCGACCACCACCACGCUAAAGGUGAUAAUAAACCACCGACCCUCCUUAUCAACGGAGUCGGGCGCUUCAGGUUCUUCAACGAUUCAGCCAAGCCGACGUAUAUGCAGGCUGCCAGAUUUGAUGUUGAACAGGGUUACAAAUAUCGUUUUCGAGUGAUCAACGCUGAAUUCCUUAACUGCCCUAUUGAGAUGUCAGUGGAUGGACAUAACAUCACUGUGAUCGCCUCGGAUGGCUACGAGCUGGAAGCUAUUAAUGCAACAUCCCUCGUGACAUAUGCGGGGGAAAGGUACGAUUUUAUAUUGGAGGCAAACAACGAGAUAGACAAUUAUUGGAUACGCUUCAGGGGACUUAUGGACUGCGAUGAAAGAUUCACAAAAGCCAAGCAAGUAGCUGUGCUGCAUUAUGAAGGCGCGAUCGAGUCUGAGCCAACCGGCGACCCUACAUGGGAGGAGCUUCAUAACGAAGGACUUCAAUUGAACGCAUUAAACAAAGGCGAGGAAGAAGAUGAAACGAUAAGCGUAGCUGAGAUGAAGUCGCUUCAAGGUUACGACGACAGCUUGAAAGAAAUAGCGGACUACCAGUUUUAUGUCGCAUAUGACUUUUAUGCAAAGAACAAUUCACACUUUCACCGAUCCCCUUAUUAUGGAUAUUAUCAAGUUCCUGAUCCCCUAGAUCGUCUAUACACGCCACAAUUAAAUCACAUCAGUAUGAAAAUGCCAUCAAGUCCUCUUCUCCUUGCACGUCCAUCGCCAGACAACUUCUGCAACGCAUCCAGUAUUGAUGAAUCGUGCAAAGAAGGCUAUUGCGAAUGUUCUCACGUAUUGUCUGUUAGAAAGAAUUCUGUAGUAGAGGUUAUUAUAGUUGAUGAAGGCGUAACAUUUGACGCUAAUCACCCAUUUCAUCUACACGGGCAUAAUUUCAGAGUAGUAGGAAUGAGACGUCUAGCUAAUGAAACGACUAUCGAACAAGUUAAAGCAUACGAUGAAGCUGGUUUACUUAAGAGAAAUCUUAAAAAUGCUCCUUUAAAAGACACCGUUACUGUACCAGACGGCGGUUACACAGUUAUAAGAUUCAAAGCUGACAACCCUGGUUAUUGGCUGUUUCACUGUCAUAUAGAAUUUCACGUAGAAGUUGGUAUGGCUUUGGUGUUCAAAGUAGGUGAGGAUAAAGAUAUGCCUCCGAUUCCUCGUGAUUUUCCAACGUGCGGUAAUUACAUGCCAGAUAACAUGUUGGAACAUGCAACAACACCUAAGCCUAAUGCUAACGAUGGCCAAGUUAUAUCGAUAACGCAUUGGUGGCCUGUUGUAUAUGUCAAUAAUACAACAUCAUCGGCUGCUGUUUUAAAACCUGCAUAUGUUGUUUUAUGGUUCAUGUGGUUGUUACAUUGCAUUCGAACGUAGUAUAAUAUAAGUACAAUUACAUUUAGAAUCAAUGAAUUAGGAAAUGUUAAAAAAUAAUUUGAUAAAAAGAAAUUAAAUCGAGAUUUUUCUUAUUGAAAUUUAAUACCCAGUAUUCAAAUACGAAUUUGUACUUAUCAUUAAUUGUUUUAUAUUAAUUUAUUUUUAAGCAUUAUUGUAUAUUUAUUUCAUUCAUUUUUUUUUUCGAUAAAUUUAUUUAUUGGACAGUACUUAUUUAUUUAUUUUAUUGUCAAAUUAGUACAAUUGACAAGUUUGUUUUUAGACAAGUCAUAGUUUAUGGAGACUUUUCUAACUAUGCUGACUAUUUGACUAGCUACUCAAAUUAAUUAUUUGUUAUAUCAAUUUUAAGGAUAAUGGAAUCGUUACCAUUGUUAACAAAAUGUUGUAUCUUUAUAAAGUACACAUAACACUUGAUUUUCAAUAAGUUUUUAUUUAAAUAAAUGGGAAUAUUUAGUAUUUUUAUCCUACUAUUUACCAUAUGUCAUAAUAUGUCUAUUUACUGUGACCUUGCCAAAACUUCGGAACAUUUUAUUCAGGUGUUGCCUGAAUUAAUAUUGUGUUUGACGUCGCUGGUGAUAUGUGAUAUUACUUAGUUAAGUUAGCCUUAAGAUAUCUAGUUGUACUAGAACUGCUGUAAAAGUAAAUAAGUUACAUUUUUCACGCAAUAAAUAAAACAUCGGCAUUA
Messenger RNA from Melitaea cinxia (Glanville fritillary), 3368 nucleotides. Its product is annotated as laccase-5-like. Gene Ontology annotation, cellular component: plasma membrane. Gene Ontology annotation, biological process: iron ion transport. Gene Ontology annotation, molecular function: oxidoreductase activity; copper ion binding. The transcript has 11 exons. The coding region runs from base 203 to 2665 and encodes 820 amino acids. The record is from RefSeq and is a predicted model, not a curated record. Lineage: Eukaryota; Metazoa; Arthropoda; Insecta; Lepidoptera; Nymphalidae.